Molecule: messenger RNA, 2519 nt
Organism: Trichomycterus rosablanca
Lineage: Eukaryota; Metazoa; Chordata; Actinopteri; Siluriformes; Trichomycteridae
Gene: wnt7ab
Product: protein Wnt-7a
Exons: 4
Coding region: 126-1178 (350 amino acids)
Biological process (GO): cell fate commitment; canonical Wnt signaling pathway; multicellular organism development
Cellular component (GO): extracellular region
Molecular function (GO): cytokine activity; frizzled binding
Source: RefSeq, a predicted model, not a curated record
CAUGCCACCUCCACACUGCGUCUUCACCACCUGAAGGAACCGCACAUGACAUUUCAUCAGCUGCCAGUUGAUCUGAAACCUCCAGCUGUGUGAGUUCUUUUUCGGUUUCGUUUGCUCUGACCAUCAUGAGCCGCAAAUCGCGCCGCUGGAUCUUCCGCAUGUUCCUCUGUCUGGGAAUAAUCUACCUGAAGAUCGGGGGUUUCUCGUCAGUCAUAGCACUGGGAGCCAGCAUCAUCUGCAACAAAAUCCCAGGACUCGCCCCCCGACAGAGGAUCAUCUGCCAGAGUCGCCCCGACGCCAUCAUCGUGAUCGGAGAGGGGGCGCAAAUGGGCAUCAACGAGUGCCAGUUUCAGUUCAGGAACGGCCGGUGGAACUGCUCUGCCCUGGGAGAGAGAACCGUCUUCGGAAAAGAGCUGAAAGUGGGCAGUAAGGAAGCCGCCUUCACCUAUGCCAUCAUCGCGGCGGGCGUGGCCCACGCCGUGACUGCGGCCUGCACCCGGGGCAACCUGAGCGAGUGCAGCUGCGACAAGGAGAAGCAGGGCUUCCACGGCCGGGCGGACGGGUGGAAGUGGGGCGGCUGCUCGGCGGACAUCCGGUACGGUCUCGGCUUCUCCAAGGUCUUCAUGGACGCGCGGGAGAUCAAACAGAGUGCACGGACGCUCAUGAACCUCCACAACAACGAGGUGGGACGGAAGCUCCUGGAGCGUAACAUGCGUCUGGAAUGCAAGUGCCACGGCGUGUCGGGCUCCUGCACCACCAAGACGUGCUGGACGACCCUGCCCAAGUUCCGCGAGCUGGGCUACAUCCUGAAGGAUCAGUACAGCCAGGCCGUGCAGGUGGAGCCGGUCAAGGCCACCCGCAACAAGCGUCCGACGUUCCUCAAGAUCAAGAAGCCGUUCUCCUACCGCAAGCCCAUGGACACGGACCUGGUGUACAUCGAGAAGUCGCCCAGCUACUGCGAGCCCGACCCGGUGACCGGCAGCGUGGGCACCCACGGGCGCGUGUGCAACAAGACGCUAACGCACCACCCCAACGGCUGCGACCUGAUGUGCUGCGGGCGGGGCUACAACACGCACCAGUACUCGCGGGUGUGGCAGUGCAACUGCAAGUUCCUCUGGUGCUGCUACGUCAAGUGCAACACAUGCACCGAGAGGACAGAGGUCUUCACCUGCAAGUGAGGCUCGGGCGGCACCACCCCGAGGACCUGUCGGGCGACCCUGCUGUUUUAUUUUUGCACAUUAGAACCAGAUUCGAGGAUUACCACUGGACAGAGAGGCCGGACUCCACCGGACUUCCUUUUAGAAAUCCUGAGUUGCGUCAGGCUCCAUCGGGUUCCUCUGACUUCAUUACGCCGGCGGCGUCCGCGGCGUCGGGCGUGUCUGGAGCCGUCCGAAAUGUGCCGAAGCUUUUUGACUUUUCUCUGCCCUCGAGAAACGUGGAGAAGCCGAUCGUGAUCAGUGUGUGCACCCUGACGCCCUGUUAGCGGUACGUCUUUACUGGUGGACGUGCAAUCAUGCAAAUACUGAUGUUUUUUAUUUAUUUAUGAGGCCGCCUACUGUGUAACAGAGACACACUGUAUGGGCAAAAGUAUUGGGACACCCUGUCUAAUAAAUCAGUUAUACAGUAUAAAGGAAAGUAUAUGCUUCAGAUUUUGGGUAGCACUGUCGCCUUACAGCAAGAAGGUCCUGGGUUCGAUCCCCAGGCGGGGCGGCCCGGGUCCUUUCUGUGUGGAGUUUGCAUGUUCUCCCUGUGUCUGUGUGGGUUUCCUCCGGGCGCUCCGGUUUCCUCCCACAGUCCAAAAACAUGCAGUCAGGUUAAUUGGAGACACUGAAUUGCCCUAUAGGUGAAUGUGUGUGUGUGUGUGUGUGUGUGUGUGUGUAUGUGUGUUUGCUCUGCGAUGGACUUGCGCCCGGUCCAGGGUGUUACUGUGUGCCUUGCGCCCAUUGAAAAGCUGGGAUAGUCUCCAGCACCCUCCCGUGACCCUAACUGGAUAAGCGGUUAAGUAGGUGAGUGAGUGAGUUUAGGGAAGGCUCUUUCCUGUUCCACUCCAGUGUUCUGCACAGAGCCCUGGGCACAAAAUGGGCAUGAGUUCCCACAGUCGAAGAAGCCCAUCACACAGACGUCCGAAUACUUUUGACCAUGCAGUGCAGCUAACAGCGGCGGCUUGCUCGUCUCAAACUGGAACCUUCCUACUGAACUACGAAUAGAAAUGUACUGAAUUAGCGCCGCGUGUAGCGAUUCUCACGUCUUCCGCGACCCCCCCACCCUUUAUUCGUUUGCUGCUAGUCUGGAGAGUCACGUUACGCUGGGACUGGAGCUGAACUGGAACUGUGAUGGAACCAGACAGAUUUACACUGGAGACCGUUCGGUGAGAGUAUAUUUUGUGAGAGAGUAUUUUUAUAUGAACGUUUGUUAUUUAUACUGCGUCACCUCUCGGCCCGUUCGCGACACGGCCGCGGGGGUGCGCUAACCUUCACACUGUCGUACCUGCAGGUGUUAGUGUCAUUAAAAUCAAGCUA